UAGCAGACAGCUUUCAAAAACAGUGCGCGGUUGGUGCAGUCUCCAUGAUUUCCGAAACUUUGAAUUUACACAAAUUAAACAUCAACAAGAUUAUGGACAACACAUCUCCUUUUUAUCGGCUGUGAAUAAAAGUGUUGCCGCAAAGCAGCUGCCGAAAUGAAGUGUUUGAAGUUGGACGAAUACAUCAAACGGACGGCCUCUGUGAAAGAGACGGAGCUUUUACUUCAAGAACUACAGAGUUAUGUGAAGAGUCAACUAGGCCUUCAGGGUCGCACACUGUGUGACAGGGUCAUCAGAGCCUGUAACCACCAGCUCGGAGUUGGAUCCCCUAACAUUGACCAUGUCGGUCAGCUGGUCCAGCUGGUGGAGCUCUCCCUUCAGGGAUAUGAUAUUUCUGCAGCACUUGUUGCUCAGAUUCCACUGUACAUGGAAAAGAUCAUUUUCCACAUUGUCAAGAAGCUAAGCUCCCUAGAAGCUCACAGUCAUUGCAGCCAUAUUGCUGGCCUGCUUUACAGCAGGCUUACCCCAGCCCAACAGGCUGAUGACUACUGUGUUCUUGUGCGGAGCUGUUUCUCAGUGCUUUGGAAUGGGCUUUCUGCUAAAGACAAGAAAAUCCUGAAUCCCCGCGACAAACUCCACUGCCAGAUGCAAGCUCUAAGCUUCCUCCUGCUGUUGGACACCCCCACUUUCUCCAAAGCCCCCAUCUACACAGAGGAUGCCAUCGGAGAAUUUGAGAGUAGCUGUGAAGCAGUAACGAAGGACGAUGCUUCUUUUCUUCUCAAGGAAAUGCACACACUUUUCCACAGAUGCUGGAUUAGCGGUCAAGGCAAUGAGGGAGACGUGUCCAACCAGUCUACUGAUGCAUCAAGCUUGUAUACGCUUUCUGAGAUGGUGCUGAUUCUAGUGAAGGUGCUUUGCAAGGCCGGCCACUAUGAUCUGGCCUCCACCUUCUUAAAUGACAUCAAGAGCAAGGUCAUAGACUCUGCUGGGUCUCAGUGUACAGCUGUGGUUCUCGCCAAAUGGGCAGUAAAGAUUCAUUCUACAAUGAAGGCUCGUGGGGAGAGUGGCCAGGCUCUGACAGAGUGUGCCAGGACCCUGAGGUCUCUUUCAGCUGACCUGGGGGACAGAGAAGCUCAUGCAGUCCUGGAAGGUUGUGGGCUAGUUGUUUGGGCUAUCGAAAGUGGCGACAGCAAGGGAUUAAGCGGACCUGUGCUCCUGGCGUGGUUUUCUUUUCUUGAGGAGUAUCAAGAACAGAUAUUAAGGAUGCUAAAGAGGAAUUCAACAUGCCAGGCUGAGGGCAACAGACUGCAGCAGGCCCUUUGCUUCAGUAUUUACCAAGGCUUCGUAUUUGCUCAUGACAGCAUGAUCGCAUCUCAGUUGGAGGAUGAUGACACACUGGAUAGAGUGCUGCUGUACUGCCAAGCCACAGCUGGACUGAUGAUGACUGAACUGCGAAAAUUGUCGAGUGAAAGCCUUCUCAUUAAAGCCGUGAUGGCUGUGAGCAACUUAGCUUGUGGAUUUUACAACCGCCGACUUUAUGACCAGGCCUUCACAUUAGUUGAGAUCCUCUGCAAAGAUCUAUGCAAGAAUUGUCCCGCCUCACUCUCUGCCGACAGGUUGUGCCGACCCUUCAUGCUGGCCGUGCAGACGUCUCGGCGGGCUGGAAAACUGGAGCGAGCGCUGGACUGGGUUAUUCUGUGGUUGAAGGCUCUGGGGGACAAUAUUACUACUCAUAUGGCUGAACCGGUCUCUCUGUGGGCAAAAACAAAGACAGACGCUGCCCGUAACUCCGAGGAGGACAUCCGUCUCCGGACAUUACACGAUGGUUUUGGUGCUGACGUCCCAGAUGAGCCAGUAAUGCUUUGCCUUUUGGAGGAAGAGCUGCGUGCCUAUAAGGAGGUGGCAGGAGACACGGCCCAGGAGCGUUACAACACACUCUGCGACCUGUUGGACAUAUGCCAUGAGGACAGCUCCCACACCCAUCUGCGUGCAGUCUACCUCUGUGAAAUGGCCCAAGUUGUGUGUUACCAGGAUUUCAGUGAACAGACUGACUGCACGGCCGAUGAUUUUACCCAUGAAGCUUUACGUCUGCUUGAAGAAGAGCCAGUGACUCCAGAGAAUGUUGACAGACUGAAGGAUGAUAAAGCACAUGCUUUACUUUGGCUCUACAUCUGCACUCUGGAGAAAAAUCUUCAGGAGGCCAUUGAAAGGGACAAAAAACUGCGAGAGCUGCGUGAGCAGACACGGUGUGCAGCCAAUCCCAUAGGAACCAAUGAUUUUGAUUAUGAAGACAAACAGAAGACACAAGACAGCAUCCAGGUCUAUGAAGGCCUGCAUUUCAACCUGGCUGCAGAGAACAAGCUGUGCAAGCCUCUGGAAGGAGCGCUGGGUGAGUGGUCUGCUCUUCUGCAGAGUAAAGUGCUGCCUUCUGUCAGAAACCCCAAACAGACCUGUAGCUCCAUCGCUGUGGCUGCUGCUCUCUUCAAACUCAUGGGAAAGCCUUUGAAGGCUUUGGAAGCUUACCAACUUGCGAUUGGACUUUCGCGCCAACUUGCUGAUGCCCACGGAUGUGCCAGUUCCCUCUGUCAGUCAGCCAGCAUCCUUCUGGAAAUGGGCACCCCUGAACUGGCUCUGGCCCAGCUAGAGCAAGCAGAAAAGUUUCUUACCUCGGUUCCCGCUGCUGAUGGACCUUCUUCUCUCUCUGCGCUGGCUGUUCUGUUGAAAGCUCAGUGCUGCUACAGCACAGGACAGGUGGAUCGUGGAGUAGCUUAUCUGUGUGAGGUGCUAAAAGAAGUGAACGAGCAGAGGCCGUCAAAGAGCUGGUACCUGCUGCGUGCUCGGACGCUCCAGACCUGCAGCUCCUAUCUGAGUUUGGACACUGCUGCACUGUCACAAGCCCAACGAAGCUUAAUCACACAGCCUGGUAUAAACAGCGCAAACACUGCCCUGUAUGAAAGUCUGAAGCUUCUCUGCAGCCUGCUGGUCACGUUAGUGGGGAAGGGCCUAUACGGGACUAACGGCAGCAGCUCAGACAUGCGCUUUGUCGACCAAGGAGACAACUUGGUGCUGAAGUGGCAGCUGCUCUCAGACCUGUUAAACUGCUCUAUGAAGAUGGUGGCUGUGAGGAGCAGCUGUGGAGCCAUCAAUGAUGCCAGGCUCCAGUGUCUUGAAGCUCUCAAACUGGCCACCAAGCUGCAGGCCCUCAGCCAAUGUGCCGAGCUGCUGGUGAUGAAAGCGGAGUUGGAGCUAAUGCAAGGGGAGAGAGAGGAAAGUAGAACUGAUUUAAACCAAGUGAGGGACCUCCUGGAGCUCUGCACAGAUUUUUCUAAUCCGGUGCAGAAGGCAGAAGUGAAAAUCAAACCUAGGAAAGGUCGCCCAGCUCUGAAAUCUCAGUCGCCCCUGCCUGCCUUUGAGGACGAUCUUGAGGGCAUCCUGAGCACUAGGUGGAUGGGCAAAGAAGCUAUAGAGAGGGAUCUGACCAACUCCCCGCCUCUCAAAGCCCAGCCUCGCCGCUGGCUCUCCUCCCUGGCCCAUGACUCUGACUGCCAGUGCCCAUGCUGCUCUGAGCCCUGUCUGGGCCGUGCCACUGCUCGCUGGGCAGCCACGCAGGCUGAUCUGGUCCACCAGCUGGAUCCCAAUGAAGCCAAAGUCAGUCUGAAACUUCAAUCUGCAACAUUAGCUCGCUGUAAGAGUGUCGCUGCCAAACUUGGGGCAAAAUUGGCAAAACUCUUCCCUGCCAAUAGUUCCAUUAAACCCUCCCUGAUGCAGGACAUUGUGGGCCGUGUGUAUCUUCGCAUGGCCUUGUCUGGGCUGGAACCAAGGUUGAACAAGGUCUGCGGUAUAUGGAGAGUCCUUGAAGCUGGUUUGGCAUUUGUUGAUUCCACACCCUCUCCUGUGCUUAGACCUGUGAAAGCAGGCCUAAUGGCAACCAAAGCCAUUAUGUCAUUGGUUACCUUGGCUGCAAAAAAAGGCUGCACCCCUGAGGAGCUUUUCUCAAAUGCUUGGGCUUGGAAUGCACCAAAAGAGGAUAAAGAGCCAAAAUCAGAACAGAAAGCGGCACCUUCAUCAUCCUCACUGAAGAAGCCUAAAACGUCCAUUAAAAACCCAGAUGUUCUGGACAAAACAAAGGAGGACAAGAAGGUCAAGCUUGUCGUGCCCAGAAUUAAAGCGACAAGUGCUUCAGCUAAAGGAAAGGGACCAAAGACACCAGUAAUGGCAGGGUCCAAGGCAUCUGUGGAUCUCGGCUCUUUUGACUUUAACACAGAGGUUCCUACUUUGGCCUGUACUCCUCAUCAGAGGGUGAAAGCCCCUGCCUCAGUGCAGAAAGCUGGGAGGACGGCCCCUAAGCUACAGUUUCAUGUGUAUGAAGAGUUGAGCCCAGUCCAAACUGUGCCUGCGGCCCCCAAACGCACAAAGAAAUCACGUUUCAUGGUGCAGUUUAGCGAUGAGAGUGACACAGAAGCCAACACCAAGGCAGAGCCCAAAGAAAAAACAGAUGUCCCUAAAAAGCGAACCACCACAAGAAGAGCUGCCCAGAGCACUAAAACAGCCCCGGAUCCACCUGCAGAGACAGUCCAGCCCAAGAGGCAAACCAGGGGUAAGAAGACCACGGCACUGCCUCGGUCGACUUCCUCCGAGGAUGACAGGAUGGCGGUCAGUCGGGCUGCCUCAACGAGAAGAGGAAGAGCCAGAAGGGAACUGUCGAGGGCUGAGGCGGAUUCAGAGGAGGAGCCAGACAAGAUGAGGACCAUUGAGGAAGAAACUCCCGAAGUUCUGGACAUAAGCAUCGAGCAGCUAAGGACAUCAGACACUGAGGCUGAAGACAAUCCUGCUUCAAGUAAAGAUACCGACAUAGAUUUCGAGGUGUUGCGGAGAGACAUGUGUUGUGACUUGGAGAGAGAUGACUUGUCUGAACUGAGGAGCAGAGGUCAUCUGAGAGGAGGUCCACAAACGCACCUUUCCCAUUCAGACGCCAGGCCAGACAAUCUUUCUCUGGAGGACGUGGAGUCAUUGCUCCGCUCAGCCUGGUUGGCCCUCCAGCACUUCCCCUCCCCCACCAUCUACACGACCCUCUGUUCCCUUCUGGGCUUGACCAGGGGACAGCAGGACCCUGUAACUACAGCAAUGUUGCAUGCCCAGUCUUUAGGCAUCACAAGUCGUCAUCGCACAAUCAGGCAUUUAGCCAGCUGUCUCAAAAAAAUUAAAAAGGCAUCCAAUGAGCUAGCAGACAAGAUGGAUGCUCUGAGUCUGGAUGAGCUCAGUCCGGGCGAGUUCAAGAACUCGACCGAAGAGAGGUUGUCGCAGUUGGAGAACAUCUUCUCUUUCCCAACCACUGACUCAUCUACUUUCCCCAAGAGCCACUGUCAAGAGUUCAUCCAACAAAUUCAACAUCUUCCCCCAGGGGUGACUGUGUGUUUGAUGUCUGUGCUUGGAGUAAAACCCGGGGAGAUGGGUGACAGCAUCAUGCUCUCACGUCUUGAAAAAGGGUCUGCCCCCGUCACUGUGCACUUCCCCACCUCGAAACAACAGGUGAGGAUGCACCCCAUCAGUUGGCUGGUGCAGGAGAUAGAUAGCAUUCAGGUGGAGCAGAAGGCUGUGAGCUGUGUGACUGAGAAGGCCAAGUGGUGGGAGGGCCGCAGAGCGCUUGACUCUCGAGUUGAGCUACUGUUAAAGGAGAUGGAGGGAUUGCUGGGAUGCUGGAGGAGCUUUCUUCUACCCCUUUCAAUUGAUCCUGAGCUCUCCAGACACACCAAGCAGCUUUGCAGAGCUUUGUCUGCAAAGGGGGUGACGGUCAGCGAGGAAAUGUUGAAGGCUGUGCUGUCUGCCUCUCCUGUGCUCUCCCAAGACGACCUGAAGAGAUUUUCUCGGGGAUUUUCUUCACAAUGGGACACGGAGUGCGAGCAGCUUCUCCUCACAGCAGUGUCCCAGCUCCAAGACCAAGAGGUUUCUAAAAAGCCACGUGGUCACGUAGUUCUCAUCCUGGACAAGUACCUUCAGAAGCUGCCGUGGGAGAGCAUCUCCAUCUUAAGGUCUCGCUCUGUCAGCAGGAUGCCUUCUCUGCACUCACUGAUUGGACUGAGCAUUCAGAAAGAGACUGACUCUAAGUCCAUCCUGAAGCAAGGUGUGAACACAAAGCAAGUGUUUUAUGUGCUGGACCCUGAUGCCAAUUUAGGAAACUCUCAAGACCGAUUCAAGGAAUGGUUUACCAGCCAACUGGAUUGGGAUGGUGUGUGUGGAGUUGCUCCUGAUUCGGGUCAGCUGGAAGAAGCUGUUGCUACAAAGGAUUUAUACAUUUACGUAGGUCACGGUGCAGGCGCACGUUUCCUCGACAGCCAGGCAGUCCUGAAACGGCAGAUGAGAGCAGCUUCCCUGCUGUUUGGCUGCAGUAGUGCUGCUCUGGCAGUGCGCGGUGAUCAGGAAGGACAAGGCAUCAUCCUCAACUACCUCAUGGCAGGCUGCCCUUUCGUUUUGGGAAACCUGUGGGAUGUUACUGAUCGGGAUAUUGAUCGCUUCACCAAAGCCUUGUUGGAGUCCUGGUUAUCUGCUGGAUCUGGAGCUCCACUCCUGGAUUAUAUGGGCCCCUCACGUCAGGCCACACACCUCAAACACCUCAUAGGAGCUGCACCUGUGGUCUAUGGCUUACCAGUUCACCUGCAGUAGAGGGGCUGGUAAACCAAACCUCUAAUAAAAACGAGAUGUAAACAAUCUAUACAGUAUGUUAGUGUAAAGUGUAAUUUCAUCAUCAAGCGAGCUGCAGGACAUGACUUUAUUUUAAAGUUGAAUCUGUUUUUUUGCAGGUUUUGGCAAGAUUAAAGUCCUGUCUUUUCUUUAUUUAAACCAAUGCUUACAUUUUUUAAACAAGUGUUUUUAUUCUGUGAUGAAAUAUCUUGCUCAUUUUAAAGUGUUUUAAAGCACUUUUAAUGUGUUGAUUUAACAUUUUUUCUAAAUAAAGGUGUUCUAAUAUAA
Molecule: messenger RNA, 6966 nt
Organism: Centropristis striata (black sea bass)
Lineage: Eukaryota; Metazoa; Chordata; Actinopteri; Perciformes; Serranidae
Gene: espl1
Product: extra spindle pole bodies like 1, separase
Exons: 32
Coding region: 157-6660 (2167 amino acids)
Biological process (GO): meiotic chromosome separation; proteolysis
Cellular component (GO): cytoplasm; centrosome; mitotic spindle
Molecular function (GO): cysteine-type endopeptidase activity; protein binding
Source: RefSeq, a predicted model, not a curated record